AUGAGGAUCCUAUGCGUUGCAGAGAAGCCAAGUGCAUCAAAACAAAUUGCCGAGAUUCUAUCUCAACGCAGUUUUCGUACAGAAAGCACCAGCAAUCGAUAUAUCAAGAACUAUACAUUCGACUAUACCAUCAACAACCGCACCGCCAGCAUGGUCGUAACAGCACUCUUGGGCCACUUGACGGGUCUUGACUUUAACAAGGAGCAGUAUGGGUGGACCAAAUGCGAUCCUGAUACGCUAUUCCAUGCGCCAACCUAUCGAAAUGUAUUGCCUAAUCAAGAUACAAUUGCUGAGAACCUGAAACGCCAGGCUCGAAACGCCGAGGUGCUAUUCAUUUGGACGGAUUGUGAUCGUGAAGGCGAAGGCAUUGGUGCAGAGGUCAAAAACAUAUGCACAUCUGUCAAUCCACGAUUAGAAAUAUGGCGAGCUCGUUUUUCAUCAUUUCAGGGAGCUGCUAUUCAUCAAGCUGCACGAACACCGGAUCGAUUGGAUAUGCGAUUAGUGGAUGCUGUCAACACACGCGAAGAAUUGGAUUUGCGAAUUGGUGCUGCAUUUACUCGACUGCAAACCUUAAAGUUACAGCAUUAUUUGGCAGAUACAAGGCAGAUUUUGAGUUAUGGUAGCUGUCAAUUCCCUACGCUUGGUUUUGUGGUGGAUCGAUACAUGGCUAUACAAAAAUUUGUCCCAGAAGACUUUUGGCAAAUUGAUAUGGAGUACACCCAUCAUGAAAACGCAAUCCACGGUGCCGACAUGAUCAUCGAUGAAGGCGCUGGUAUGAAUGUGAACAAGAAAAAGGACGGCGACACGCACGUGGUGAAGUUUAAUUGGAAACGCAAUCGUUUGUUUGACUAUUGGGCGGCCUUUAUCCUAUAUGAAGCUUGCUACCAGAAUCCAUUGGCAACUGUAACGGCUGUUAGGAAGAAACAAAUAACGAAGCGUAAACCUCUUCCUUUGACAACCGUUGAACUUCAAAAGACCGCUAAUCGGAUGCUUCAUAUACCAAGUGACGUGAUCAUGACAAUCGCUGAAAGCUUAUACAAUCGUGGUCUUAUCAGUUAUCCGCGUACUGAAACCGAUGAGUUCGAUGACAAGUUUGAUUUUAUGAAGCACGUUCAAAUGCAAGUGAAUGAUCGGGAUUGGGGUCGCUAUGCACAGCUUAUUCGAGAUGGUGAAUUCGAGAGACCGAGAAAAGGAGGACACAAUGACAAGGCGCAUCCACCGAUUCAUCCAACGGGAUAUGAUCAAUCAUUGUCAGGCAACGACAAACGCGUAUACGAGUUUAUUGCAAGACGAUUUCUUGCAUGUUGCUGGAAGGAUGCUUUGGGCUUUGAGACGGUUGUGGAAGCACAAAUUACGACUGAGGACUUUGAUGCACGUGGUUUGAUCAUUCUUGAAAGGAACUUUCUCGAGGUGUAUACGUACGACAAAUGGAAAGGGAAUUAUCUACCCGAUUUCGAACAAGGAGACCAGUUUAUGCCAUCAUCAUUGUUGCUCAAUUCUGGUACCACCAGUGCACCUUCUUUGCUCAAGGAAUACGACCUUAUUGCUUUGAUGGAAAAGAAUGAAAUCGGCACGGAUGCCACGAUCGCCGACCAUAUCAAAAAGAUCCAAGAUCGCAUGUAUGCAUACAAAGAGAACGAGUAUUUCCACCCAACCACGCUUGGUAUUGCACUCAUUUUGGGAUAUGACGAGAUUGGCUUUGAGACAAGUUUAAGCAAGCCUUUUCUACGACGUGAGAUGGAGGCAGAUCUAAAAAGGAUAUGUCAAGGAACGAUAGAGAAAGCAAACGUGAUUCAGCAAAGUCUUGAGAAAUAUCGAUCAAUGUAUGGACGAACGCUCAACGAACUCAACAAGCUGGUUGCUUCAUUAAGGACACAUUAUCGACCGGAUCAAGAUUCUCGCAACCAUGCAAAUUCCAAUCAAGGCUCACCGAGUGGCUUCAACAGCAACAAUAGUGAUACAUCAUCUUCAACAUCAAGACGUGGCCGUGGAAGAGGCCGUGGAAGAGGAAGUAGAAGCUCUGGUAACACGAAUCGAGGAUCUCGUGGAGGAAGAGGACGAGGAUCUAACAGCAACAACCGAAGUCGUGGUCGUGGUCGCGGUGCCAACAACAGCAACCAGUAA
This is a messenger RNA of Lichtheimia ornata, 2124 nucleotides long. RefSeq lists its product as uncharacterized. Gene Ontology annotation, biological process: DNA topological change. The coding region runs from base 1 to 2124 and encodes 707 amino acids. Gene Ontology annotation, cellular component: nucleus. The transcript has 9 exons. The record is from RefSeq and is a predicted model, not a curated record. NCBI's taxonomy places the organism in Eukaryota, Fungi, Mucoromycota, Mucoromycetes, Mucorales, Lichtheimiaceae. Gene Ontology annotation, molecular function: DNA topoisomerase type I (single strand cut, ATP-independent) activity; DNA binding.